Miscanthus lutarioriparius is the source of this 597-nucleotide messenger RNA. The record is from the annotation of a GenBank genome assembly. Lineage: Eukaryota; Viridiplantae; Streptophyta; Magnoliopsida; Poales; Poaceae.
AUGGCCGUCCGCUUCAGCAUCACCGUCUUCCUUGCCUCCAUUAUCCUGUUCGUGAGCGUCAUCGUUCUCGUCAAUGUCGCCAUCAUCAUCUGGGGCUUAGCUGCGUCUUCGUUCUCGUCAUUAUCAUCCCGGGUCAAGGCAUGGUGGCAUUCGCGACCGGUGCUCCUCUUCAGGCUCGGCGGCGUCACCACCCUGAGGCAGAAGCUGAACUACAACUGCACCAUGUGCCAGGACAGUAUGGAGGCCGGCGAGAAGGUCCGCACGCUAUCCUGCGACCACGUUUUCCACUACGGCGCCACCGUCAAGUGCCAGAACGACAUCGACGAAUGGUUUCUCACUGCGGAGGACAUGUCCUGCCCGAUCUGCCGCCAGGUUCCCCAUCCCGUGCUGCCGUGGAAGCGGCCACCGCCAUCGUCGCCAGCGCCGUCUUCACCGCAGACGUCAGACUCGGACUCGGAGGAGGUCUCGGAGGAGUUGCUGUUUCCGUCGCACUGGUUCGACGAAACACUACUGCAGGCGGACUCUGAGGCGGCGGAGUUGCUGUUUCCGUCGCACUGGUUCGACGAAACAUUACCAGAGGGGUCGCCAUCGCAGUAG